Messenger RNA from Coniosporium apollinis CBS 100218, 1539 nucleotides. RefSeq lists its product as uncharacterized. The transcript has 2 exons. NCBI's taxonomy places the organism in Eukaryota, Fungi, Ascomycota, Dothideomycetes. The record is from RefSeq and is a predicted model, not a curated record. The coding region runs from base 1 to 1539 and encodes 512 amino acids.
AUGGCUGGUUUCUCUUUCGGGUGCUGCGCGCCUGAGCUGCAGGGUGACGAUGACGCGCGACAACUUCGGCGCAGUGGAUCUGCCCCGGAGGACGAUCUGAUACUAUGCUACGAGCAGCCACACUGCAUGGAACAGCCACUCAUGGUACCUGCCAACCCAUCGCCUAUUACAGCCAAAUCAGUGGAUCACAACACGUCCUGGAUAUCAAGCGGGUACAAUUUGGUUGCAAGGGCAUCAAGUCGCGUGAGCCUCUCCUCAAGCACUAGGCUAAGGACCUCCUUUUCACGGAGCAGCCCAAGUAUCAGCGGGCCACCGGAUGCUCGCCGUGGCGAUAGAACAGUAAACCGGAAAAGGAAGAGCUUCCGGCCGUUGGAAUUGACGAUAUACCUACCUAAUAAUCGCCUAUCACCACUUCCGAACUUCAACACUUCCGACUGGGAUAGGACGCCAGCCGAGCUGGCGUUCCCCGCGCAGGCGCUCAUACGACCGAGAAUCGAUUCCCUUCAUUCAGAAACUCCUGACAGCUUUUGUGUCUCUACAGAUCCGUCGGAAAUCCCGGAUCUGGCGCCGCCGAUACCUCUCAAGAGCCCACGUAGGCCGAAUACUGCUCAAGCUCCCCUACACCCUGCCGUUCUAAGGAGAACAAGCCCCAGGAGCUCUUUGGCUCCAUCGUCAAGAUGUAGCUCGAGAGCGCCUUCCCCCGCUCGACCUCGGGCCAACACGGAGCCAACAAAUGCCGUCAAGCAGCGUGCUAGCUCGCGGCGCAACAAGUCGGACGUUGACGAGGCCAUCCGGGAGCUCAACACGAUAGUGGAGGAGCGGCGCCUGGACGCGUUCCGAGCCAGCCAAAGCACGCCGGAACCCAACUGCCAUCACAUACCAGCCAUAGCGCCCUCGCUCCGGAUGACCGUCCGCUCCGAGACGCUCUCGGACAUCGGAUCCGCGUUAUCUGUACCAUUGGCAUCGAAGCCGCUGCCCUCAGUUCCGGCAUCACCAGACCCAGGCUCAACGACAAGCACCACCACACCGACCAUCGGCCCCGAUCCACCGUAUCUUCAUGAUACCGGAUCAGAAACCUCCCUCAUCGACCCUCCCACCCACCGCUCCAGCCGCUCCCGCCUCUCCCACUGGUUCCGACGCUCCCUCCCCUCAUCACCCACCACAAAGCCCACUCCCAUACCACCAUUUUACCAAUGCACCUCCCCCUCUGCCAUUCGCACCAAUCAACCCCACUCUCACUCCCACCACUCCGCAUCCGUCUCGACGCUCUGCACGGUCUCAACCAUGCACACCUCCCCGCCACCUUCGCUGUCGGAGGGAAGCACCACCAGAACGACGACAUCCGUAUCGCAGGCAUCGUCUUCCAGGCCUUCGCUCCAGAAGUCGCGCUCGGGGGCGCUGUCGAUGCGACGGCAGCGUAAGAGGGGGCUGAGUGUUGCGAGUGGGGUGAGUCAGAUGACGGUGCCGCCGCCGGCGUAUCAGGAGGUGGAUCCGCAUCCGAACUCGCCGCGGACGCCGGGAAUCGGGUUGGCGUAUUGA